GACAUGCAGAGCCUCUUCUGAAACAUGGACAUAAGCCGCGCAAAUUCUCUAUCUUAUGAAGAUUUUGUGAAUACCUUUGGAAACGUUAUUGAAAAAGCUCCUCUGGUAGCGGCCGCGGUAUGGUCACACCGUCCAUUUGCCAACUUAUCAGAACUAGAGGCCCGUAUUGUUGAGUUCAUCGACAAGCUACCGGAAGAAGGUAUGGAGGGCAUUCUCAGGUGUUAUCCCGACCUGGCGGGCAGGGACUUCCAGAGAGGCACGUUAACCCGAGACUCGCAAGAUGAGCAGAGCCAAGCUGGCAUGGCCUCACUGACUCCCGAGGAGACCGAGCGGAUGUACAGUCUCAAUACCGCGUAUAAGCGACGUUUCGGCUUCCCAUUCAUCAUAUGUGCCAAAAUGAACGACAAAGCAGCUAUUCUGCGCAAGCUGGCCGAGCGUUCUGGGAACGACCUCGCCAAGGAGAGAGAGUGCGAUAUUGACGAGGUGAAAAAGAUCUGUAGACUUCGGCUCCGCAACAUUGUGUUGCCCGACACUCAACUAUCGACGACGAUGGCGGUUGCAGAGAAAACUGAGAAGACGAAUGAAUGGCUAGCCAAAAAAACAUAGCAACGGGUCGCCUAGGCCUACUCCACGACAUUGCCAAGAAAUGUAAACAGAAGUUGUCCAUUUUGAUUUGAUUCAUGAUCAUUGUUUUGUCAACUUUCAUACAUGUUUUGGUGAAACUUCAAAUAAACAUU
Molecule: messenger RNA, 737 nt
Organism: Sardina pilchardus (European sardine)
Lineage: Eukaryota; Metazoa; Chordata; Actinopteri; Clupeiformes; Clupeidae
Product: 2-oxo-4-hydroxy-4-carboxy-5-ureidoimidazoline decarboxylase-like
Exons: 1
Coding region: 25-606 (193 amino acids)
Biological process (GO): allantoin metabolic process; urate catabolic process
Cellular component (GO): peroxisome
Molecular function (GO): 2-oxo-4-hydroxy-4-carboxy-5-ureidoimidazoline decarboxylase activity
Source: RefSeq, a predicted model, not a curated record